Molecule: messenger RNA, 702 nt
Organism: Gastrolobium bilobum
Lineage: Eukaryota; Viridiplantae; Streptophyta; Magnoliopsida; Fabales; Fabaceae
Exons: 1
Coding region: 1-702 (233 amino acids)
Source: RefSeq, a predicted model, not a curated record
AUGUAUAUCAAAGGGAUAGAAGAACCCUUGAUCACGAGGCUUUUUGCAACCACGCUAACUGGGGCGGCCCAGGCGUGGUUUUCGUCGUUACCAGCUGGGUCUAUCGGAUCCUUUGAAGAAUUUGGUGGCUGGUUUUUACUCAACUUUGCCACCAGUAAGAAGCAGCCGAAAUCAGAAUUUGCGUUAGGGAAGAUUAAGCAACAACCCGGUGAAACAUUACAAAAAUACCUGGACCGGUUCAAAUUGGCCGCCUUGCAGGUACCCGGGUUAUCCGAGAACGUUCACUUACAUUUAGUAAUAGCCGGGCUGCAUGGAACAUCACAGUUAGCUAAGUCAAUAUAUAAAGAGCCACCUCGGACCUUGGUUGAGUUCAACACGCGCUUUAAGAAGUACCUGGAGCUUGAACAGAUGGAACUAGAAAAUGUCGACCAAAGACAUCAACCUGGUCAGGGAGAAAAGCUCGGAGGUCGAAGAGCAAAUGACCUUCGAGGAAAAAGACAAGAUGACAGGUUCCAGGUGAUGGGGAGAUUUGACAAAUAUGCCCCUUUAAAUUCUCCCCGGUCGCAAAUCUGGCGUGAGGUCGCCUCAACAGAUAUGAAGAAGGUGGAAAGACCUCGGCCAUUGCAGAACCCAGCUGGGUUAGAUCAGUCCCGAUACUGUGCAUUCCAUGACGGGCCGGGUCACACCACUGAUGAGUGCUAG